UGUGUGUGUGCAUGAGUGUGUAUGAGACCCGGUGCUUGGAGUAGAGUCCGGGGUAGUGGAGUAGUUAUUUUGUGUUGUUGUGGGGAUCUCCGGUGUGUCAGAGCUGUGUGAGCGCUGCGUGAAACUGCUGGUGAGUGCCUCAGUAGUGAACUUGUGUUGGUGCUGCCUGUCUGAGGGGUAAUUGCUGUCCGGGUCUACCAGUCCGCUGGGUUUCUUUUGAGUUUGGAGUCUGGAGAGCUGCAUUUACAACUCAGCUGUUGUUUUGUCUUCUGUUUGCUAUUUACAUUUAUCAGUCAUUUUCCGUGGGGACACAUUAUUUUGAAAGCAGAGUUACAUCUGUCAGAGUUUCGUUUUCUCUUUAUAAAUCAAGGGAAAUCUUCAUUUAAAGUUCUGCUUUUUCAACAAACAUUAAUCCAACAUUUUUCACUCAUUUUGCAAUUUGUUAAAUUUGAUUAAAGACGCUUAAAGGACUUUUUUUUUUUUCAAAUAACAACAGAUUUAAUGUUUUAAGCAAAAAAUAUAGUGAGCAGUCAUUUGAUCCUAAUCAUCCAACCUGUGUUUUUUCUCACUCGCUGUUAAAUUACUUGAAAGCAUGUGCGGUCUGCUCUACCCACUUUUCUCCCCUCCUGUCGGCUGGAGUAGAGGAGACUAAUUUAGAAGUUGCAGAUUUGAGCUGCCUGAAUUGGCUAGACAGCUGUAAUCGCACUCCCUCCUAGUCUUAAUCUCUUUAUCUGGCUAGCAGCUGCCAUAUGGCCCCCGUCAGCUGGAUCAGAUGUGGGUAAGCCUCCCUCCCCGGCCGUCCCAGCCUCUCCCUCACCCUCUCCCUCACUGCCCCUCCGUGUCUCUCUCUCUUUCUCAGACCCCUGCCUGAGCCGGCCGGUCCGGGGCCGGGUUGGCCGGGUUGACAGGCGGCUGCCCUCCUGAGCCUCUGCCGACGGCUCCCUCCCCGUUCGCCGCCACAGCCGUCUUUAUUUUUAGACAUCUUUAAGGAUUAGGAUUGAUGCUGUGACGAGCAGGGCACUUACAGUGAUUGUAUUGUAAAUCUUCUCUUCUGGGUGGUGGGUGGGGUGGUGGGGGUUGAGGAAAAGGGCAGUUUCUACUAUGGGGCGGAUGUGUAGGGGUUUUUCUUGUAAGAUUUAGAUGGGAACGGUAGUGUGUGAGUGACGGAUGGUGAGUGCGUGGAAGGAGGAGGUGGAAGAGGAGUUUGACUGGACAGGGGGUGGGGGUGUGGAGAGGUGGGAGGUGGUACACCCUUGUCCCCGUAAGCCCCCUCAUUAAAAGCAGUUUGAAUGAGCUGUAGGGCGAGCACACGCACACAUACCCCACCACACACACACACACACACACACACACACACACAGUCUCUCACACACACUGACAUUCUUGGUGUAGCUUCAUUUAAAUGAGGUGAUUUAACUGCUUUGGUUAACACAGUGCCGAGCGGGGCCGAUGUAUUUUCUCAGGCAGGAGAAAUCCACUCGGUUAACAGGUUAUGAGGACGGCAGGAUGGAGUUCCCAGACCACAGCAGACAUUUACUCCAGUGUCUGAGCGAGCAGCGGCACCAGGGCUUCCUGUGUGACUCCACGGUGCUGGUGGGCGAUGUCCAGUUCCGUGCGCACCGUGCUGUGUUGGCCUCCUGCAGCAUGUACUUUCACCUCUUCUACAAGGACCAGCUGGACAAGAGAGAUGUGGUGCAUCUCAACAGCGACAUUGUCACAGCCCCGGCCUUUUCCCUGCUCCUGGAGUUCAUGUAUGAGGGCAAGCUGCAGUUCCAGGACCUUCCCGUGGAGGAUGUGCUGGCAGCGGCCAGCUACUUACACAUGUAUGACAUUGUGAAGGUGUGUAAGAAACGUUUGAAGCAGAAGGCCACGACGGAGGCGGACAGCACGCGCAGAGAGGAGGACGGUGGGUCCAGCUGCUCUGAUAAGGCAGACAGUCUAUCAGACGGUUCUACCGGCCGGCCUGCAACUGCUGACCUGCUGCACAGUGAUGAGGAGGAGGAAGCAAAGGCAGAGAGUGCACCGCUGUGGCUGAGGCUGCCGUCUGCGGACAGAUCAGCAACACCGGCCUUGGCUACAACCAGCCCAGGUCACAGUGAGGCUGUGACACAGGCUGGGGAAAGUCUUCGGGAGAGAGGAAAGCUGCUCUCUCCGGCCGGAAGCCCCUCCAGCUCCACUGGAUCCCUCUCCCAGAGGUCGCACCGCUCUGUCAGCUCUCGUGGAGCGCACAGGGGCAGGAGGGUCUCAAAUGAUGUGGCUGACUGUGUCCUGGACCUGUCAGUGAAGCCUAUCCCCAGUAGCAACCACAGUAACCACCACCAAUCCUAUUUCAGCAGUGCAGCCACACCAGACAGCAUCCAAAGCCCAUUGGCUGUGAGGGUGAAGGUAGAGAGGGGCGUGGCUUCAGACGAGGAAGAGGAACUAGGAGGUGGGGACUAUGAAAUGGAGCACAGCGGCAUCACCAAGGCAACAGUUCCCAGCGCCAACGGGGGCCUAACCCACCACGGGGUCGGAGGGCCUCUGUCAGUCCAGCGGCGGCUUGGCCUGGAAGCGCACCUGUCCGCUCUGCGAGAGGCCUCUCUGGCCUCUGAGCUGGAGCGAGAUGAGAAGCCUCCAACCACAGCAGAUGACGAGGACCUACUGGGAGGUGAAAACGAGCGCGCCCAGGCCGAGGUGGCCAGCAUGGAUAGUGCCCUGCUGCCCUACGUCUCCAACAUGCUGUCAGCUCAACACACCCAGAUCUUCAUGUGCCCGCUGUGUAACAAGGUUUUCCCCUCCCCGCACAUCCUCCAGCUUCACCUCAGCUCCCACUUCAGGGAGCAGGAGGGCAUCCGCGCCAAGCCCGCCGGAGACGUCAACGUGCCCACCUGCACCAUCUGCAGCAAGACCUUCUCCUGCAUGUACACGCUGAAGCGCCACGAGCGGACACACUCUGGUGAGAAACCCUACACCUGCACCACCUGCGGCAAGAGCUUCCAGUACUCACACAACCUCAGCCGCCACGCAGUGGUGCACACGCGUGAGAAGCCGCAUGCUUGCAAGUGGUGCGAGCGGCGCUUCACGCAGUCCGGGGACCUCUACCGACACAUCCGCAAGUUCCAUUGUGAACUGGUCAACUCGUUGUCAGUAAAGAGUGAACCGCUGGCACUGCCCAAUGUCAGGGAUUGGGCGAUUGAGGACAGCUCCCAGGAACUGUGGAAGUAGAACAGACUGCUGGGUUUGAUAAAGGGAAAGAAAGAGCAGAGUGAGAAAGGCAGAGAGCCAUGGGGAGGUGAAGAGAAGUUUGAUGUUCGGGGUUUAAGUGAGUCAUGUUCUUGUGUGUCGCAAAAUCUCAUUCAAUUGCACUUUAAUAGCACAUGAAAAUGUUACUACUGAUUUUUUUUAUUCUAUUUUAUUCUGAACUCUUAUUUUUAUUUGGCGUAAGUUCUGUUUGGUGGUUUUCAUUGCGUCUAAGGACAUGGGUCCCAGUGAGAAUGUCUUGCCUUUAUUUUUUUGAAGAGUUUUCACUCUGUUUGUGUUUCAUCUCAGAAACAACACUCCGACGCUGGCCAGCGUAUCGGUCCCAGUCCCACAGACAGCAAACACCACUGCAGGAGUUCAGGUCGAACACACUGAAGUGAAAAAGCAUUACAAUACACUAAACGGGUACUGUGAUCGCCACAAGUCGAUACCACCGCACACACAGUUUGAAGAAAUGUGUGCGUGUGUGUGUGUCUGUGUGUGCGCGCAGUCCCGCACUACUCUGGCAAAAAAUUCACCUGAUGUGCGUGAGUGUGUAUGAGUGAGUUUUGUGUGUAUUAAUUUUAUUUUCUACUGGCAUGGAGGUGUCGUUGGCGAAGCGCUCCCCGCUUCUCUCGUUAAGCUCUUUGGUGUCGUGUGUUCAGGGGGAAGCUGACUGACUGACAGACUGAUGGCACUCAUGCAAUGCACAGCCUCCUUUUUUCACUUUUAAUCAAUUUGAAGUAUUUUCUAAAAAUGAAAAAGACCUUUAAAAUUAUUAUUAUUAUUAAUAUUAUUAUUGUUAUUAAUAGAUUUUGUUUCUUAAAUCUAGCUGGCAGUCUUUAAAACAUCUCUUGUUGGAAAAAAGUAAUUUAAUUUAAGGUUGUUGUAUAUUGUUCUGCUAUAAUUUUAAAAACUUAAAUCCUUUACCAUUUUUUAAAUUAAUGAUUAUUAUUAUUAUUUUGUUACUUUUUUUGUAAUGGGACCUGCUGUUGUUGCAUGACGUCCAAACCUGUAUACUUUAAAAUAAAAUGUGAAUUUGCUGUAUUACUGUACACAUUGUAAUUGAUCAAAUAUUUGACAACGGGCUUUUCUUUUUACUUUUCUUUGUGAAUACUACUCCAGGGUGCGGUCUGUUGAAAAAUCUGAAUAUUAUUCUGGAAAAAAAAAUGCAUGAAAAUUUGAUUUUGUCUUAAACCUUUUAAGUUGUGGUUUUUGCAUCGGGGGGAAAUGUGUGAACGUUACACUCUUUGACAGUGAAAAGUUGGGUUUUUCUACUCGUUGUAGGUCUGUCGCUGGGCUCCUAGAAGAAUGUUACCGAAUGUGUUACCCUCGGAUGUUGAAGCGAAACGAUGAAGCAUUUGAAGCCUGUGUCUAUAUGCACUGAUCUCUCUGCUGUGUGUGUGUGUGUGUGCGUGUGUGCGUGUGUGUAUGUGUGAUUAUGAGCAUGUGACUCGGUUAUUACCAGUCAAUUUAACCUACUGACGAUCUGCGUCCACCCAGCACUUCCUCCUCCUCCUCCCGCUCCUUCUCCUCCUCCUCAGGCGAUACAUUUCUCCAUCGCUGCAUGUUGGUUUUCCGUCUCUCCGUCCUCUCCAGCUCAAGAUGCCGUCAUAGCAGUUUCUCGGUUUUAUCGUCUCGCUGGGCACUUACUUCAGGUCUGAGUGCAGGUUUGUGGCUCUGAGGUGGCUACAGUGUGAAGGAUGCGGAGCGAGAGAGAGAGAGAGAGAGACAGGAAGCAGAGAGGAUGAACCUGAGAUGUUCUACUGAAAGUUGAAGGGUCAGAUAUCUUUGUCACACUAUAGUGUGGCGUCGAGCUGAGCUGUGCUGAGCUGUGCUGAUUCUGUACAGUAACUCGCUCGGCUCAGCGCGGUGCGUCGUGAAUGUGAUCAGAUGUUUGUGUGUGUGUGUGUGUGAGCGUGUGUGUGUUUUUCCACUUCAAACAUGGUCCUGACUUUGAGAGAGACGGGAGAGAUAUGGCAUGCCUGAAUGCACCUUUUUAGGCUAAAAGACAUAAAUUCAGAUUUUUUUGCUGAAAAGAUGCCUUUAUUAAAAUAAAAAAACCAAUUUCUGACGCUAUGGAAGUAUUUGAUACUGUAGAGCAUUGAGAAAUAGUUAACGUAUAAAUUCAAGGAAUUUUUUUGAAUUUGUCAGAAAAUGAUGUCUUAUCAUAUUUUGAUCGUGUGAUCUGAAUUUUUUGUUUUGUACGUGGAUGUUGUGUUUGGGUUGGGGCUACAUCGGUUUAAUUUUUUACUUUUACUUUUAAACCUCAAAUUUGUUUUUGCAGAGUAAUGGUCAAGCGUUGAUACAAUCCAAACCCAUUCAACGUAGAGAUGCUGAAACGCGAAGGCUCCGCAUUUCCCCUCACUCAGACGUGUGUGGGUGUGGGUGUGUGUGUGUACAUGCCCCCACUGGUGUGCAUGCGGUGGCUGUAUGUGCCGCCCCGUCAUCUGGUGGCACCUACAGGCUUUGCCAGUGCAACAGUGUGGGUGACAUUGCGGCAGUUUUAGCCGCAUUGUCUCAUCUUUUUUAAUUUUUCCCAUGAAAAAUUAUUUCUUCACUGGCAGCGUCUCUGCAUAUGGGCUCACUCCAUCCUGCUGUUGUUUUCAUCAUUACUGCUGUUUUAUUUAUUUUUUUCUCUCGUUCCGUUCUGUUCCUCUGGUUGUACUUGACCGCCUUAAACUGCUGUAGUCCGGGCUAAUUUUUAUUUUAUUUUAUUUAAAUUAAUGUGUGAGUGGAGGGUGGAGUUUGUGGUAGUGUUGUCAACGGCUCACGAUGCUAUGAAGUAACCACCCUGAUGAGACAUCUCCUUCUUUUGCUGUGCUUACUUGAAAACAGGGG
Messenger RNA from Hippoglossus stenolepis (Pacific halibut), 6060 nucleotides. RefSeq names its product zinc finger and BTB domain containing 18 (gene zbtb18). The coding region runs from base 1450 to 3204 and encodes 584 amino acids. Gene Ontology annotation, biological process: regulation of transcription by RNA polymerase II. NCBI's taxonomy places the organism in Eukaryota, Metazoa, Chordata, Actinopteri, Pleuronectiformes, Pleuronectidae. Gene Ontology annotation, molecular function: protein binding; DNA-binding transcription factor activity, RNA polymerase II-specific; RNA polymerase II cis-regulatory region sequence-specific DNA binding. The record is from RefSeq and is a predicted model, not a curated record. The transcript is spliced from 2 exons. Gene Ontology annotation, cellular component: nucleus.